Naegleria gruberi is the source of this 1440-nucleotide messenger RNA. RefSeq lists its product as uncharacterized. Lineage: Eukaryota; Heterolobosea; Eutetramitea; Acrasida; Naegleriidae. Bases 1 to 1440 code for a protein of 479 amino acids. The transcript has a single exon. The record is from RefSeq and is a predicted model, not a curated record.
AUGCCCAACGAAGAAUCUCAGGAAAUUUUUCACAACAACUCAACCCACAAAGAAAUGACUUUACAUCCAACCAUGAGUUGCAGUACAUCAUCUUCCAGUUCUUCAUCGGCAAAGAUUCACAAUCCUCCUAGUAAGAUUGAAAAGAGGAGAGGUAGACCACCAAAAAUCACUUCUCCAUUAAGUUAUCCUGUCAGAUGGCAAUUUAUGAAAGAAGAGGGAGAUGUACAUGUUUCAAAAAAACAAUCAAAUAGAAACCGUUAUCACAAUGAUAUCAGUAUAGUGAAUUGUUAUGAUAUGUUUAAAGAAGGAGCUUCUCCAAGAACAGAAUCCCCUUCAUGCUCUUCUUCCACUUCAUCACUUGCUCAAACUAACUCUCCUUCAUCAAUUUCACAACAAACUAGAACGAGUUUUCAACUAACUGAAUCAUCUAACAUGUUGAUUGGCUCCCAUCCUCUUCCUCCUCCAACUGCCACAAUGUUAAAUAAUUUCACAAAAUCAAAUUCUGCUCCAUCAUCAUCACAAUAUUCUCCAAUGAAUGAUACAACUGCCAAUACUAAUCUACCUAAUUACAACAAUAAUAUUAAUAAUUAUAAUACUAGUAGUAGCAGAGCAUGUCAAUAUCCAGAACAGCCAUCACCUGAAUCCUACUUUCUUAACAAUGCUCCUAAGCAACAACCUCCUUUCAAUUCAUCUCUUCCUCAACAAUCAUCUCCACUUGUAAUACCCUCCUAUCCAAUGCCAAAUACUAAUAAUAAUAGUCAUUACUUUCCUCCAUAUUGUACAAUACCUCCUCCUCAACAACAACAACAACAGAAUAUUCAGAAUAUUAACCAAUUUCCAACUCCUAUUCAAACAAGCCAAUUUUCCACUCCAAAGAAACAAGUUUCCCAUUCUCCAAAAUCAACUCCUUCACCAAGUGCCUCUGUAUAUCAUUCGUGGAAGGUAGAUUUGUCUCCAUCAACUUCCCCUUAUCAAAAACAUGGUGAAUUAUCCUUCUCUCUGAAUGAUACUAUUCAAGUUAAUUCGAACAAUUAUAAGGUAUCAAUGACCUCAAAGAAACCCUCACCUUCCUCAUCAGCCACCACCCACUCAUGUAAUAAGAUUUCACCUCCCAAGUUUACAAAUCAAAUCACAACUACUUCCACAGUAAUGAAUCAGUUCUCAACAUCUUCACCACAGAAUAAUACCAUCAGCACCACAAUUACUAAUACUGCUGAGAAAAUACUCUCACCAGCUACAGCAACAGCAGCAACAUCGAGUAGUACUUCAUUUGUAAUACAUGAUAAUUAUGUUGAAGAAAUUCCAUCAGUGGCAGCCACAACAGUAGGAGUGAAUAGUUCGACGACCAGUGAUCAAUCAACCACCAACAUCUCUUCAUCCUCACCUCAUCAGAAAACCAGGAGAAGCUCCAUGCCUAGCCUUAAAGAUAUUUUAAAUUAA